GAAGCUUACUGCUCCGAUGAAAAAGCCAACUGUUCAGCCUGUCGCUCGCGUUGUUUCUGCCCUUCCUUCUCCCCUUGUUGCUCCCUCAUCCACCACCGCUGUUCCUCCUACUGGAAAGUACAACACCCGCCGUGCCGCUGCACACCAAGCCUCUGCAUCUACUGUUGUUCCAGCAUCAAAGGGCUCUGCAAACGUCAAGUUACAGUUAGCGUCCACCCGCGUCGGAGUCGCAUCAAGACUACGAUUUGCUGCAUCCCAGCCCGCUCCUGCGGAAACGAUCGAUCUCCGCUGUGCAGGUUGCAAGCAUCUUUUCUCAACCCGUGCCGGGCUUAAGCGACAUAAGGAAGGUGGGCGGGCGAAGGAGGCCUGUCGCGCUUGAAAAUUCGCGCAACUGUUCUGCCACUCUGCUUAAUAUUCAGGAGGUCGAUGCUCGAUUGGAGACAUCGAUUUACGUCCUGCGGGAAACCAU
This is a messenger RNA of Dacryopinax primogenitus, 469 nucleotides long. RefSeq lists its product as uncharacterized. The record is from RefSeq and is a predicted model, not a curated record. NCBI's taxonomy places the organism in Eukaryota, Fungi, Basidiomycota, Dacrymycetes, Dacrymycetales, Dacrymycetaceae. Bases 17 to 379 code for a protein of 120 amino acids. The transcript is spliced from 3 exons.